AUACGUUACACAAUUUCCGCGCCGGCUUCAACGUUCACUCACCGUUACUCUGUAUGCACACAACAACCGGAACGUGCUUCGUUAAUUCCCGCUCUUUACCUUUCCACACUGGUGACUUCCUGUAAUUUGGCCCGUUCAAACAACUGCACGGAUUACAUUUGCCCUGGCGCAAUAAUCUUCUUCUGAUAUCCAAUAGGAACGCUAUACUUAUCCGCUUGAUUACAGCGGCAUUUCGUAUGAUAGAUGAUUAUUUUGUCCAUCCUUCACCGCGAUCGAUUUGCCAUAUGAGAAAGUGUCCAGCUGGUCAAGCGAAAACAUCCCCAUUGACCCAGUGAAUGGUGAUGCCGACGAUGGGUCCAAUAUCAGCCGUUGACUGGACGGAUGGUGGAAUAGAAAACAAACAACCCGGCAUCAUCUUCUGAGUGCGGUUAUUCGAGUGGCAAUAUUGUAGUCGAAUUUCGCUACGUCCAGUUGGUUGGAUGGGAUUGAUUGCUGCGGCGCCGCAAUGAGGACGGCGGCUGCUGGACUGCUGUUAAUGGGAUUAUGGUCCUGCCUGGAGGGGGCCCGGGGCCGACCGGCAGCGGCAGACAUGUCGGCGCUAACGAGGGAGGCUGACAGGCCGUCUGACAGCGGCAACUGUGCCCUGCCGGAUGCCUGGAACGGCGAAUGGUUCCUUUCCGGCGUGGUCGGUGUGAUCAACAUUAAUCAGAAUUCCAUCACCGGAAAAGGAGAGUGUGUCCUUCAAAAGUCCGAUAAAUUCAUCCACAAAUUUCUUCUCUAUAAUCGAGUGCAGAAUUGCAGUCAGUGUAUCAUCACAUCUAGUCCACAACAGCAUCCGAAUGUCAUACAAUUUAAAGAAAGCUACUGUGUGCCAUCCGAAGAGCAAUACUCAUUUGAGGAACUCUGUGAUACGAUAACCGGAAACGCGGAUUUAUUCACAAUGUUUCGCCUUAAUGCGGAACCGGAACGGUGUCCCUUCAACGGACGAUAUUCGUUCACGUACACACAGGGCUACACGGAAUGCAGCAAUCCUGUGUCGCAGACGGAGACAUGUGUUAAGGACUCAGAGAUGAUGCUACAUUACAAAUCCUGCCCGGAUGCCACAGAAGAACGCAAUGUCAAACUGGAGUGUCUGGGAUCGUGGCGCAACGGAGAGAACCGGUACCUUAUCGGUCGCAUCACGCACACGAUGGCCAACAGCAAUGAAGAGAUUUUUCGCUGCUUUAUGUAUAAAAUGACGGAUUCUGGAGUGCAGUUGGCGCAGUCGGCCGACGCAACAUGUAAUGCACUGUAUUCCCCACAGGAGGGACCGCAGACGUUAACACUGACACCAGAAAAUGACCCCGAGCCAAACUGCGUGUUUCCGCUGUGGCUGAGCGAGCGGAGAAGCUGGCACGCCAUGGAAUCAGAUGUCCAGUUCCGUUUUGCCGCUUCCGGGACGUCACUGCGGCAGUACACCGGGAAUUCGACGGACGACGACGAUGUCAUCCUGGAGACGACGUGCAUGCGGGAUUUCCCGACAAGGAUCACCAUCGGGGAAUCAUUCAAAGCCGUCAUGUUUGCCACUCGCGGAUGCUCGAGCGGAUACAUGUGUAUGCAGUUUAUAAAAUUGAACGACCAGAUUGUCCAACUACACCAAGGACGAUUAGCGAAAACAGUGGACGCGGCAUGUACGAAAUCAUACUUCAGCGUUAACCGCACCGACUGGACAACACUGAUCCCGACGGUCGCUUCCGGUGUUACAUGCCCCUUUCCGGGAGAGUACGUCGUCGGCCCGGUUCCCGGCAACAACGUGGAACCAAAAUGCCGGCAAGGAACCAAGAUCUCCAUUGGAUGCGCUCGGGAUUCGUUUGUACGCUUUCAGCCGACCGCGGCGGACGGCAACGUACAAUGCCCGAAACCGGUUGAGGAGAUCAACCUAAUGGAAUUCGUCUGCCACGGACACUGGAAGGAGAACGAAAUCUCGUUUUUCAUUGCCAGUGAUAGAAAAAAUUACUCAGCACGAUACUGCUUCAUGUAUCAAGCCGAAAGUGGAUCCGUCCGCAUCAGCAGCAUCCCGCAGCGCUGUCCCAAUCUGAUCAAUCCGCAGAACGACCUCUUCAACGUGACUAAGUUUACGGAGUGUACAGCGUCCGCUGCCAACUCAGUGUCGUCCAUUUUUCAUGUUGUCAUCGGCCUGCUGUUUUCUUCGCUACUGCUGGGAGUGGGAUGGAGAUGAUAUUCAGCAAAAAUAGUGUAGAGUGCUCAGUUUGCUUACCAAAGAGUCCAAAUCCAACAUUCUCAAUAGUCUGCGGUUGUUUUUGCGUUUUUGAUUGGAGAUUUUUGUUGAGCUGUGAUAUAGACGUGAAUGGCAGGUUUUUAUGUUUGGUGAAGCGUGGCUGAUCAGUUUCCAUGUUUUUACGUUGGUCAUAAAAAAUUUACUACGCAGUA
Molecule: messenger RNA, 2430 nt
Organism: Paramacrobiotus metropolitanus
Lineage: Eukaryota; Metazoa; Tardigrada; Eutardigrada; Parachela; Macrobiotidae
Exons: 12
Coding region: 506-2218 (570 amino acids)
Source: RefSeq, a predicted model, not a curated record